GCAGUCUAUUUACACUUUACCUUGUAUCUCUGCUGUUGGUUUGCAUGUUGCUCUUCUAAGAUAAGGUUUGGAUACUGCAGCAGUGUCUACUCUGCAGCGAUGAUGUCCACGCAAACCCUGACCCGCCAUCCAGAAGGGAACCGACGGCUGCAUUGUCCUCUCUACGGGUGCAAACGCGUUUUCACGGACACGGUGGCCCUCGAAAGUCAUAUCAAAGACCAUGAGAUUCCUGCUGAGUCUAUCCCAGGUAAAAUCCUGCUCUGUUCCUCGAUCGGCUGCAGUGACUCUUUUCCUGACAUGCAACAACUGAUGCAGCACAUGAGGCACCAUCACAAACCAAAUAUCUUCUUCCUGUGUGAGAGCUGCCGUGCCAAACUGCGCUCGCACCGCGGUCUUCUCUUGCACCUGCACACCUGCUCCAAGGUGUCUCGGGCCAAGCUGAAGACGGAGCAGACGCAGGGCCCCCCGGCCCCCGAGGGCCCAACAGGGUACCCCGCUGCCGCCGGGGAGGACUGGAGCCAGGAGCAGGGGACCCCCCAGGGAGAGUCAGCGACGGGCCACACGCAGGCCCCCUCUCACAGCCAGCAGGCCAGCGCCCCCCCCUCACACCAGAGCCCUCUCAAGGACUCUCAGGAGACACCUUCCUACCAGCAGCUCCAGAACUUCAGCCGGCCGUCUUUGACAUGUAAUGAUGGCGACAUGCUGACCGCUGACCCGCUUCAGUUUGAUGGCCAGACUGAGAACCAGGGCCAGUUCCAAGCCCAAGCACAGGGCCAGCUCCAAUCUCAGUACCAGGGCCAGUUCCAAGCCCAGGGCCAGUUCCAAGCCCAAGCACAGGGCCAGGGUCAGUUCCAAUCUCAGCACCAGGGCCAGUUCCAAGCACCACCGGAGCACCAGCCUCAGUACCAAGCCCACCCCCAGCACCAGUUCCAAGCCCCGUCGCAGCAUCAGGUCCAGUUCCAAGCCCAGCCGCAGCACCAGGGCCAGGUUGAAGCCCAGCACCAGGUCCAAGCCCCGCCUCAGCCCCCCACGUCCUCUGCAGCAGUUUGGAAGAAGAAUCAAGGAUCGCCUGGCAAUAGCCGCAUCCUGUGGGAGCACACCAGGGGGCGCUACCGCUGCGUGCAGUGCAGCCUCGUCUUACCCAACCGGAAAGCGAUGACCGCACACAUCCACACGGAGCACAAGACCCCCGCGGAGACCCCUCAGUACCAAGCCCACCCCCAGCACCAGUUCCAAGCCCCGUCGCAGCAUCAGGUCCAGUUCCAAGCCCAGCCGCAGCACCAGGGCCAGGUUGAAGCCCAGCACCAGGUCCAAGCCCCGCCUCAGCCCCCCACGUCCUCUGCAGCAGUUUGGAAGAAGAAUCAAGGAUCGCCUGGCAAUAGCCGCAUCCUGUGGGAGCACACCAGGGGGCGCUACCGCUGCGUGCAGUGCAGCCUCGUCUUACCCAACCGGAAAGCGAUGACCGCACACAUCCACACGGAGCACAAGACCCCCGCGGAGACCUAGACCCUUAGUCAUGUGACUGCUGAAGGAACGCGGGUCUCAUUAGCACUACCCCCCUCUCUGCUGAUCUUGUCUGGAGAAAUGAUGGAACAUGGCUUUUUUUUUUUUUUAAAUACAUUUUUAUGUAAAUACGUAUAGCAUUAUAAUUUGUCAAAUGACAAGGAUCCUGAAGCAAGUCCCGCCGUGUGUGGUGUUGUAUAAUCAGAUAAAGGGUGCUUUUGGGGUAGAUAGAUGAUUUCAGUGUGAUGUGUGUUAGAUGUCAGCUUUCAGUCAAAUACUCCGAGAAGAUCUGCUCUGUUGAAGCCAAGGGCCACAAAUUUCUUUAACCUCAGAUUUUCUUGGUACCGUAUAGCAAUGAGGCAGUUUCUGAUUCACAUCAGAAUGCUUCCACAUUGAAUGUCAUCGAACACUGGAAAAAAAUUACUAAUAAAACAGAAGACAUUUUUAAAAAAGCAUAAUUUUGUAUUUUUAUUUUGCUCAUUCUGAAUAAGUUCAUACAAGCAUUCAACUACUGUGAGAAGGCCAGGAGAUAUGGUCAUCCAUCCUCCUCUCCUGUGAGGAGCCCCCUUUAUUUGAACAUCCACAGAACCUUUAGCAUUAACUUCACAGCCAGGGGCCAAACAGUGGUGUUUCAGGGAUGACAAAAGUGUGUACAUGACCACAGGAGGUCUCCGCGUACCUAUCCAAUGUUACACACUAACACAUGCAGAAUUAGACAUUGCUUUAUGCAAACCAAAGCAGAAGAACCAUCACAUCUCGGUGGAAGGUCACGUUAAACAUCGUAAAGGGAAGACCGAUUGGGGAGGAGACACGUAUUGACCAGUCAGUGAGAGCGCACGCUGUAGGAGAAACGCCUGGCAGCUUUUAACAUUUAGUGCCGUUUAGGUUUUAAAUUAGGUUAUUCGCUAUGAAAAUAACAGAAAGAUGCAGCAGACCUUGAUGUAAACGAAUGCAACAUUGUUAAUUCCAUAAUGGCAGACAUUAACACAAAUAAUAAUAAAUCAACUUCGACAAGUGCUUCGAAAUAUUGGUUGCCCUCCAUUCAACCCCAGCUCAGGAAUACGUUAUCAGUUAUUUUAUAUCAAUACAAUUAGAGUCUACCUGAUCAGAUCCUUCUAGACUUAAAAAAAUCUCUUUUGGUCAAUGGCAUACGUCUUUCCUGCAGGAA
Gadus macrocephalus (Pacific cod) is the source of this 2671-nucleotide messenger RNA. It is a transcript of the gene znf414, whose product is annotated as zinc finger protein 414. The transcript has 7 exons. NCBI's taxonomy places the organism in Eukaryota, Metazoa, Chordata, Actinopteri, Gadiformes, Gadidae. The coding region runs from base 100 to 1506 and encodes 468 amino acids. The record is from RefSeq and is a predicted model, not a curated record.